GAACAUCUUAUAGCAGCAUUGAUGGGAAAUUAAACAUUUUCAGAAAAGAUUUGCGCAUGAAAUUGUAGCACUUUUUUCACAAUUUCCCUAUAGGGGCAACUUAUGAACUCAUCAGAAUAUAAAAAAUAAUGUUUUAAGGUCAACAUGGCUGAAUAGGCAAAGUUUGAAUGGCCACAUGCUUUGGAGUCAUUUAGUGGGGCAUUUUACCAUGAAUUAAUGCAAAAAAAAAAUAACCAAAUCUUACUAAAAACGUGUUAAACAUAUUUCCAUCUGACUGUGAUGCAUGGUUAUAUAGAUCCUUCCUUGCCGGCUGGAUACAGUCAUAUGUGUUGGCUCAGCCUCUGAUGUCACUGAAUGAGCAGUGCGGGCAUCCAGUGCGCACCUUCUGGGGACGCAGCGGUGGCACACAGUGGCACACUGAAGGUUUCUGCUCUGCUAUACUUGCAAAAACCCUUUUGUUUCUGCCAAUAUCUAAUCUGUGGCUGAGAGUCCUUUAAGAAACUCCAAAUCAGUGCUGGUGAACUUUUUUUCUGGAAGCAAGAGAACCAGGUAAGGUGGUGUUACACUUGUGUAAAUGAUGUCCUUGACACAAUGUGUGCUGACAGAGAAAUUUUAUUCGGAUUUAUUUGUAGCAGCUUGUUUUGGACCGAUAUCUGCUUUAAGUUGAGGCGUUAGUUUACACCCAGCAGCAGCAACAGCUUCAGCAUCAGCAGCAGCAGCAGCAGCCGGUGCACAGCGUUUGGAGUGGUGUGGAGCGUUUCAGCACCAUGGAGAGCAGCAGCUUGGUGCACAUCUACAAAGCGGACCGGUGUCCGUCGGGCCAGCCGGAGGAGGAGUGCUUCCCAAACUUCACCUGGCCGUCCGGCUCAUCAUCGGACUCCUUCAACUACAACUACACAGGCAACGGCACCUGGGACGCCGAGCCCGAGCCCAUGUCGCCUCUCAUCCCCAUCAUAGUGGCGGUGUACUCCGUGGUGUUUGUGGUGGGCUUGGCGGGCAACUGUCUGGUGAUGUUUGUCAUCAUUAGAUACACCAAGAUGAAAACAGCCACCAACAUCUACAUCUUCAACCUGGCCGUGGCGGACGCCCUGGUCACCACCACCAUGCCCUUCCAGAGCACCGACUACCUGCUCAGCUCCUGGCCGUUUGGCGAGGUGGCGUGCAAAGUCUUCAUCUCCAUCGAUUACUACAACAUGUUCACCAGCAUCUUCACCUUGACCAUGAUGAGCGUGGACCGCUACGUGGCGGUGUGCCACCCGAUCAAGGCCCUGGAUUUCCGCACGCCCGUCAAGGCCAAGAUCAUCAACGUGAUCAUCUGGUUGCUGUCGUCUGCCGCCGGGAUCCCUGCCAUGGUACUUGGCAGCACGAAGACCAAUAACGGGACUACAGAGUGUGCCCUACAGUUCCCUGAACCCUACAGCUACUGGGACACCCUGAUGAAGAUCUGUGUCUUCAUCUUUGGCUUCGUGGCACCCGUCAUCAUCAUCACCGUCUGCUACACGCUGAUGGUCUUGCGGCUGAAGAGCGUGCGCCUGCUGUCGGGCUCGCGCGAGAAGGACCGCAAUCUGCGCCGGAUCACCCGUCUGGUUCUGGUGGUGGUCGCCGUAUUCGUGGUGUGCUGGACGCCCAUCCACAUCUUCAUCUUGGUCAAAGCGCUGUCCGGCAACGUGCCCGAGACCACCGCCGUCAUGGCCGCCUACUUCUUCUGCGUGGCGCUGGGCUACACCAACAGCAGCCUCAACCCCAUCCUCUACGCCUUUCUGGAUGAGAACUUCAAGAGGUGCUUCAGGGACUUUUGCUGCCCCGGUGGCCAAAGACACAGAGGCUCUCAUGGGGUGAGCCGGGUGAGGAGCACCCUGCGGGACCACUCGUGUCCCACAGAAGCUCGGGGAGACAUGGCGCAGGCCAGGGCCGUAUGACUAGCCAUGGACACGUCCUCUGUGCCCUAUCAGGGCUGGGAAGACUCCAAUGAUCUGGGAUUGACUCAAGUCACCACUGCCAUCUAAGGGAAAGGCUAAAGAGAGGGCUAGUUGUUAUUUAUUUAUCCGGCAUGUUAGUCACAAAAGGUUCAUUUAAAGGAUAAUCUGGUGAUAUUCUACUUUCUUCUUAUUAUCAACAAAUCCCAUGAAAAGACCCAAACCAUCACAGAAUUGAUCCUUCUAACCAAUAUUACCUGUGUGCUGAUAUAGAUUAUUCCUUCAUUGUCCAAAAACUAUUAACAUGACAUGUUCCUUCAUUAUCUUAUUUGAAUUUAUCCCUCAUACACCAUCCUGCUGCCACAAAUAUUCACUAGACC
Molecule: messenger RNA, 2296 nt
Organism: Sebastes umbrosus (honeycomb rockfish)
Lineage: Eukaryota; Metazoa; Chordata; Actinopteri; Perciformes; Sebastidae
Gene: oprk1
Product: opioid receptor, kappa 1
Exons: 3
Biological process (GO): G protein-coupled opioid receptor signaling pathway; sensory perception of pain; neuropeptide signaling pathway
Cellular component (GO): neuron projection; membrane
Molecular function (GO): dynorphin receptor activity; neuropeptide binding
Source: RefSeq, a predicted model, not a curated record